Macaca mulatta (Rhesus monkey) is the source of this 6829-nucleotide messenger RNA. The record is from RefSeq and is a predicted model, not a curated record. Lineage: Eukaryota; Metazoa; Chordata; Mammalia; Primates; Cercopithecidae.
AAGGCCGGGAUGGAAGUUGCGGGGUUAGGAGACUGAGGUCAGAUCCUGAGGAGGAGAUUUGGGGGUCGCAAUGCUGGCCUCGUGUUCUCCACCGGCGGCGGCGGAGCCCGAAAGAACUAGGUGAACACCGCCUUGCCAGCCUCACACAGCGUCCCGUGGCUCUGCCGCCGCUCCGGACGUCGCCCUCCCGUUCUGCUCGGGUUCCCUUAGUCGCUGCCUUAGCUGGGAUCCCCCUCCUCCUUCCCGUGGCUUCGGGUUGCCGGAGAGCGAUGCUCGGAGGGCGACCGGAAGUGGCGUUGGCCGCCAUUGGCCCACCGGCCAGCCACCUCGCUGUCCUCCGCCUUCCGGGUGUUACGUGCAGCCGGGCUCGGCCCCUCCCCCUGGCCGGAUGGAUCCCUCGGCGCCACAGCCCUGCGCGGAAACCGCGGGCAAAGACAUAUGGCAUCCAGGAGAAAGAUGUCUUGCCCCUUCUCCAGAUAAUGGAAAACUUCGUGAAGCAAGCAUAAAAUCUGUCACAGUGGAUGAAAAUGGCAAGUCAUUUGCAGUUGUCUUAUAUUCAGAUUUUCAAGAAAGGAAAAUACCUCUUAAACAGCUUCAAGAAGUAAAAUUUGUUAAAGAUUGCCCUAGGAAUCUUAUAUUUGAUGAUGAAGAUUUGGAAAAACCUUAUUUCCCAAACCGAAAAUUUCCAUCAUCUUCUGUUGCUUUUAAAUUAUCUGACGAUGGAGACUCUAUUCCUUAUACCGUCAAUAGGUAUUUGAGAGACUACCAAAGAGAAGGAGCCCAGUUUCUUUAUGGACAUUACAUCCAUGGAAGAGGGUGCAUUCUUGGUGAUGACAUGGGACUUGGAAAAACAGUACAGAAGCAAGUUGCUAGGUCCAGCCAGAACUCAAGGGAAGGAGAUUAAACAGAACUGGGAAUACAAAGAGAGUCCACAAAAGGAAAUGAGGCCAAGAACCAUGAUCCAGUCUGCACAUCUAACUACCUCUUCCCUGCCACCCCAAAUCAGCUUGACUUCGUACUACUGAAUGAUAGAAAUACUCUUUCAUCUAGACUGUUCCAGCAUCUGGAAAUAGCCUUUCAUCUAGACUAUUCCAGCAUCUUGGCAUUUAGUAGGUUAUUUCAUUUCUGGCUGCAGUUUUGCAUAAAAAGGGAACUCGUGAGGACAUUGAAAACAACAGGCCAGAGUUUUUGCUGAGAGGCAUGAAAAAGGAGCCCCCUUCUUCUGCAGCAAAAAAGAUGUUCUUAAUAGUUGCUCCUCUUUCUGUCCUCUACAACUGGAAGGAUGAAUUGGACACCUGGGGAUAUUUCAGAGUCACUAUUUUACAUGGAAACAGAAAAGAUAAUGAACUAAUUCGUGUAAAGCAGAGGAAAUGUGAAAUUGCUCUAACAACUUAUGAAACACUGCGCUUAUGCCUGGAUGAACUUAACAGUUUGGAAUGGUCAGCUGUCAUUGUGGAUGAAGCUCAUAGAAUCAAGAAUCCAAAAGCUAGAAUAACAGAAGUUAUGAAAGCUUUGAAAUGUAAUGUCCGCAUUGGUCUCACUGGAACCAUUCUUCAGAACAACAUGAAGGAACUGUGGUGUGUUAUGGACUGGGCUGUGCCAGGCCUUUUAGGGACCAGGACCUGCUUCAAGAAGCAGUUUUCUGACCCAGUAGAACAUGGUCAGAGACACACGGCCACAAAGAGAGAACUGGCCACUGGCCGAAAGGCCAUGCAGAGACUUGCCAGAAGGAUGUCCGGCUGGUUUCUCAGGCGCACCAAGGCUCUUAUCAAGGAUCAGUUGCCUAAGAAGGAAGACCGGAUGGUGUAUUGUUCUUUGACAGAUUUCCAGAAAGCUGUCUAUCAAACAGUGUUAGAAACAGAGGAUGUGACUUUGAUACUUCAAUCUUCUGAGCCUUGUACCUGUAGGAGUGGCCGAAAAAGGAGAAAUUGUUGUUAUAAGACCAAUUCUCAUGGUGAAACAGUGAAAACCUUGUAUCUCAGUUACCUUACAGUCCUUCAGAAGGUAGCUAACCAUGUCGCGCUACUGCAAGCUGCUAGUACUUCCAAACAACAGGAAACACUUAUCAAAAGGAUAUGUGAUCAGGUAUUUUCCAGAUUCCCAGAUUUUGUGCAGAAAAGCAAAGAUGCAGCCUUUGAAACACUUUCUGACCCUAAAUACAGUGGAAAAAUGAAGGUCCUUCAGCAGCUUUUAAAUCAUUGCAGGAAAAACAGAGAUAAAGUUCUUCUCUUUUCUUUUUCCACCAAAUUGCUUGAUGUGCUACAGCAGUACUGUAUGGCGUCUGGGCUUGAUUACCGACGACUUGAUGGAAGUACAAAAUCAGAGGAAAGACUCAAGAUUGUAAAAGAGUUCAACAGUACACAAGAUGUUAACAUUUGCCUUGUCUCUACAAUGGCUGGUGGACUAGGCCUCAAUUUUGUCGGUGCCAAUGUUGUUGUAUUAUUUGAUCCUACUUGGAAUCCAGCCAAUGAUCUUCAAGCCAUUGACAGAGCAUACAGGAUUGGACAGUGUAGAGAUGUCAAAGUGCUUAGGCUGAUAUCCUUGGGAACUGUGGAGGAAAUCAUGUAUUUACGACAGGUAUACAAGCAGCAACUUCACUGCGUGGUGGUUGGAAGUGAAAAUGCCAAACGAUAUUUUGAAGCAGUUCAAGGAUCUAAAGAACAUCAAGGAGAGCUUUUUGGGAUCCAUAACCUCUUCAAACUGAGGUCCCAAGGGUCUUGUCUUACAAGGGACAUUCUGGAGAGAGAAGGCCAAGUGGAAGCAGGGAUCAUGACAGCCACAACGUGGUUGAAAGAGGGACCUCCAGCACACAAACUGGAAAUGCCUGGAGAGCCUGACUGUCAGGAAUGCAGAGGUCCAGAACAAGCUGCAGAGCCACUGGCAAAGGAAGUGUGUGAUCCCUGCAGCGACUUCAGUGAUGAAGAGCCAGUGGGAGCCGCAGGAGUAAAGACUGCCAAAAACAGAGCACCCGAUUCAAAUAAAGCUUCCAGCUCUCCAGGACAGCUUACCUUACUCCAGUGUGGUUUCUCAAAAUUGUUUGAAACAAAAUGUAAAGCAGUUGAGGACAGUGAUGGAAAUACUGCCUCUGAUGAUGAAAGUUCUGAUGAGCAGCCCACAUGCCUUUCAACAGAAGCCAAAGAUGCUGGUUGUGAGAAAAAUCAGGACUCUCUUUGUACUUCAAAAUAUCAGAAAUUAGGUAACAUCCUAAAUCCAAAAGAAAAGCAUAUUUUUUAUAAAAGUGAGAAGACUUUAGAACAGAGUAUUUCUUCUAAGUCUGAUGAGAAAAAAUUUAAAAAUACAGAUAAACAUUGCAUUUUACAGAAUGACACAGAAUCAGAAGAUAGUGAUGUCAUCUGUCCUACACAACAUACAACUGAGAGAUUCCCCGACAAUAGUAUAAGGUUUAAGCCACCCUUGGAGGGUUCUGAGGAUUCUGAAACAGAACACUCUGUAAAAACAAGGAAUAAUGAUAAUGGUCGAAAGACUGAUGACCAAAGAAAUGGAAUAAUUUCAGAAAAGUUAAGUCCUGAGAACACAACCCUGAAAUGUAUUGUGAAAAGAAAAGGCACCAGCGAUAUCAGUGAUGAAUCUGAUGACAUUGAAAUUUCUUCCAAGUCAAGAGUAAGGAAGAGUUCAUUGAGGUUUAAGAGAAUAAAGGAAACCAAAAAAGAACUUCACAAUUCUCCCAAAACAGUGAACAAAACAAACCAAGUAUAUGCAACAAAUGAGGAUCAUAACUCUCAGUUUAUUGAUGAUUAUUCAUCCUCAGAUGAGAGUUUAUCUGUCAGCCACUUCAGUUUCUCUAAACAGAGCCAUAGAACAAGAACUGUAAAAGACAGAACCAGUUUUUCUUCAAAAUUGCCUAGCCAUAAUAAGAAAAGUAGCACUGUCAUGCCAAGAAAACCAAUGAAAUGUUCAAAUGAGAAAGCUGUCAAUCAAGAGCAGUCAUAUGAAUCAAUGGAUAAAUUUUUAGAUGGCGUUCAGGAAGUGGCUUAUAUUCACUCAAAUCAGAAUGUGAUUGGAUCGAGCAAAGCUGAAAAUCACAUGAGCCGAUGGGCAGCACAUGAUGUAUUUGAGUUGAAGCAGUUUUCCCAGCUGCCUGCUAACAUAGCUGUUUGCAGUUCUAAGACAUAUAAAGAAAAGGUGAAUGCAAAUACAUUGCCACACACAAAGAAAGGCCAGCAACCGAGCGAAGGCAGCAUUUCACUUCCUCUUUACAUUUCACACCCUGUGAGCCAAAAGAAGAAAAAAGUCUACCGUACAAACCAGACCACCUUCAUAAUUGGAGAAACACCAAAAGGAAUCCGCAGAAAACAAUUUGAAGAAAUGGCCUCUUAUUUUAACUCGUCUUCUGUAAACGAAUUUGCUGAACAUAUAACCAGUGCCACAUCAGAAGAACGACAGAAAAUGCUAAGAGACUUUUAUGCUUCUCAAUAUCCAGAGGUAAAAGAACUUUUUAUGGAUUCUGCAUCAGAAUUCAACACUUCUUCCUUUGAGAAAGGAGAGUGCACCAGGAAGAAAUCUGAAAAAAGAGACUCUCUUAUAAAAGCAAGGCUGUCAGAUUCUGAAACCUUGUCAUUUAAAGAUUCUACCAACAAAAUUUCUCAAGUUUGCAGCCUAAAAACAUAUAAAAGAAAAUCAAUUAAGUUUCAAAAUCAUAGUUCCUGUAGAGAAGAGGUGUAUUCUAAUGAUGCAGAAACUAAGAAAUCACCUGUUAGUUCUACUCAAAAGACUGACAGUGGGAAAAAUAGCCAAGCAUCGAAAGAUACUGUGACAUCCCGUUCUCAGAACAGUGAGUCUGAAACACAUGAGAGAAGGUUAGAAAAUACCAUGAAAGACAAACAGGACCUCACAAGAAUGGGCAUUUCAAGAAAAGAACCCCUUCUGAAAUUGGAAAACAAAAAGAUAGAAAAUCCAGUGCUGGAAAAUUCUUCUGUGAUAAGCUUACUUGGUGAUACCUCUAUUCUUGACGACCUUUUUAGAAGUCAUGGGAACAGUCCCACACAACUGCCAAAGCAAGUUCUUUCAGGGCCCGUGGAAAAAGCAAAACAGAGACCAAAAGAUUUCUGGGACAUUUUGAAUGAGCAGAACGAUGAGAGUCUUAACAAACUCACAGACUUGGCAGUAAUAGAGACUCUGUGUGAAAAAGCACCUCUAGCAGCGCCCUCCAAAAGGAGAGAAGAGCCAGCAACUCCUCUUUGGAAAUCAAAUGAGAAAUUUUUAUGGAAGAAAUUUAAUUCAAGUAGUACAGAUGAAAACACAACCAAUACACAGAGUACUACAGAAGUAUAUAAAUGAAUUACUGCACCAGUGAACUGCUGCCAUCACUGUUUACGGCACUGGAUUCCACACUGAUUCUAUUAUCUUGAACACAGUUGUUGACAUACAUUUUUAUUAAAUUAUUGCUUUAGGAUUUUUUAAAGUCUGAAGUAUUAUCAUGGAUCUGUUUUUCUUGAUAUUUGAUUUGAUCUUUCAAGAAUAUGAUUGUAUUUGUAGUAUAAACCUCUGUUAUGAAUUAGAAAAGAUUCUAGGUUUGUUAGUAGGAGACCUGGGACAUCUUUCUUACUGUAUUACAUAAUGAUGUGACACUUGCCCUGUGAGCAUUGUUUCCCAGUAUGAAAGAUGAAGGGUCUGAACCAAAACAGCAUGAGUGUCCUUCCAGUUUAAAAAAGCUUUGCUUUGCUCUCCUGAUGGCUCAUAGUCUGAAUCAUGUCUGCCCCUCAAAUCAGGUGUACACCAAUGUGUUUCUUUUUUACUAGCACUUGGGAAAGUUAUUAAGUAUUUUCUUUUUCCCUGGGUAUCAUGUUCUAUUAUUACUUUAGAAAAAAGUCAUAACUAGUACUGAAUAUAUGGUAUAUAUGAUAUUAAAAUGGUAAUUUUGCAACAGCUCAAAGUUAAAAGGUUAAUGUUACUUUGCUAUGUGAGCUGUGAUUACUACCAUUAGCCACAGACACCAGUGCCUCAACUUUUUAUGUACCUGUUGUGAUUUAAUCAAUGUAAAUAAAGGUUUGUAUAGUAUUUUUGAAGUAUGAAGAAAUGAGUCAACUUUUUAUUUUGUUAGAAACUAUUACAUUUUGAGUGUAAUUUAUAUGGUUUACAACAAAAUGAAUGUGCUCGUUGUUGAAUUCAUAUGUAUUUAGAAGCCUUUCCUCGGCCCCUGCGUUCUGUGCUAGGGGCUUGAGCUGUACAGGUAAGGCAGAGCUACAGGUGAAUGAAAGGAAAUCAUGUCGGUGAAAAAUCAUGGUGGAAAGCCCCGGGUAUCUUGUGUACAGGUAAGGCAGAGCUACAGGUGAAUGAAAGGAAAUCAUGUCGGUGAAAAAUCAUGGUGGAAAGCCCCGGGUAUCUUGUGUGCACGCUGUAGGCAGGACCUGCACUGCCUCCGCUGCAGGUUCAGAUGCUCCGCUGCAGCUGUCCUUCAGUCAGUUCACAGGGCUGCGAGAGGAGGACACACCCAUCCAGAAAACGGCCUGGGCCGGGAACUGGCUGUGCUAGAGAGCACUGCUACCGAGUUGAGGAGAGAGGGCUUCCGUGUACCCAGGAUGUGGAGUCAUUGCUCAGAAGUGAACAAAAAUUCAAAAACCAAAGUCUUCUCAAGGGACUGAUCGGCCAAGUGUGCUCUUCUUUAGAGCAGUGUUCCCUUAAAGCCCUGAAGACACCCUUCAGGGAAAUAAACAACAUCUGCAAAUGGUGCAGCUGCCCCUAAGUAUUCAAGGCAAAGAAGCCUAAGUUUGCAGAGAUGAUGAUGAACUUUUCAUUCGUCCACAGAAAUUGAGAACGCCACAGGAAAUACACGCUUAUUUUCUAAUUAAAAUUCAGUGUGUAAACUUUU